Molecule: messenger RNA, 1933 nt
Organism: Hibiscus syriacus
Lineage: Eukaryota; Viridiplantae; Streptophyta; Magnoliopsida; Malvales; Malvaceae
Product: protein LAZ1-like
Exons: 8
Coding region: 182-1624 (480 amino acids)
Biological process (GO): transport
Molecular function (GO): transporter activity
Source: RefSeq, a predicted model, not a curated record
ACUCCCCAUUUUCAAUCGAUCAAAGCUGUUUCUCGGGCUUUCAAAUUUCCGUUUCAUUUAAAUUAAAACCCUCUUUAUUUGAAUUAAAAUGAAAGCGAUCAUCGUCCUUUGAUUUCCAACAUUCUUUUUAAAUGAAUUAUGCUGCUGAUUGGCUUCAAAUUGAGAGAAAGUGUAGUAGCUGAUGAACAUUACAGAUUAUCUGUUGGGCUAUUCGCCUCCUAUUUGGGCGACUUUGAUUGCCGGAAUUUUUGUAGUCGUAACACUUUCGCUUUCAAUGUAUCUUAUUUUUGAGCACCUUUCUUCGUACAAGAAUCCUGAGGAGCAAAAGUUCUUGAUCGGCGUUGUUCUUAUGGUUCCUUGCUAUUCUGUAGAAUCGUUUGUAUCAUUGGUGCAUCCAUCAAUUAGUGUUGAUUGUUCAAUACUACGUGAUUGCUAUGAAUCAUUUGCGAUGUAUUGUUUUGGAAGAUACCUUAUUGGUUGCUUGGGUGGGGAAGAGAGGACAAUUGAUUUCAUGAGAAGACUAGGACGUGCAAGUUCUAAAGCUCCACUAUUGGGACACAGUUAUGAGAAAGGAACUAUUAAGCACCCUUUUCCUAUGAAAUAUUUCCUAAGCCCCUGGAAACUUGGUCGAUGGUUUUACCAAGUUGUCAAGUUCGGCAUUGUUCAAUAUAUGAUAAUUAAGAUAUUGACUGCUCUCUUAGCAGUAAUUCUUGAAGCUUUUGGUGUAUACUGUGAAGGAGAAUUCAGUUGGGGAUGUGGAUAUCCUUAUAUGGCAGUGGUUCUCAAUUUCAGUCAAACAUGGGCCUUUUACUGUUUACUUCAAUUCUAUACUGUCACAAAGGAUGAACUGGCACCCAUAAAACCAUUGGCCAAGUUUAUGACUUUUAAAUCAAUUGUGUUUUUGACUUGGUGGCAAGGUGUGGCAAUUGCCCUUUUUUAUGCUCUUGGUCUGUUCAAACAUCCGGUUGCCGAAGGCUUGCAUCUGAAGUCGAGUGUCCAAGACUUCAUCAUUUGUAUAGAGAUGGGCAUUGCUUCUGUUGUUCACCUGUAUGUUUUCCCUUCCAAACCGUAUGAGCUAAUGGGAGAUCGCAUUCCUGGAGGUGUUUCAGUCCUUGGAGACUAUGCAUCCGUUGAUUGCCCUAUAGAUCCUGAUGAGGUCAGAGAAAGUGAACGGCCUACAAAGCUACGCCUACCGCAGCCUGACAUAGAGGCUCGAAGUGGAAUGACCAUCAAAGAAUGUGUGAAGGACGUAUUUAUUGGUGGUGGUGAAUAUAUUGUAAAUGAUGUAAAAUUUACAGUAAAUCAAGCUGUUGAGCCAGUUGAGAAGGGGAUUACCAAGUUCAAUGAGAAACUGCAUAAGAUCUCUCAGAACAUAAAGAGGGACGACAAAGACCGGAAAAAGACAAAGGAUGAUAGUUGCGUUGCCACAUCUGAACCGAGGGUAAUUCGUGGUAUAGAUGACCCCCUCUUAAAUGGGAGCGUUAGCGAUAGCGCGCUCGCAAAGGGGAAGAAACGAUGUAGAAAAUCGGGAAGCUCUACUGGUGUAGAAAGUGGAGAUAGCACCUGCUAUCAAUGCUAUGGUGGAUAUCUCAUUAGGGGCCGUAGAUGGGUCACAAAGGAGUAAAAGCCUAGAUGAAUUGUCGCGGCUAUAUGAACCACGACUCGCCGACAUGAUUGCUUUGAGUCAUCUCCUGCUUUUAGUUUCUGCCCUGCUUGCUUGGUUGACAUGCCUAACAGCAUUCAUUAUUUCUGCCAAAUGCGGUUGAAGAUUCUUCUUUUUCCUUUCUUUCAAUUUUCCCGAAUUUGUUGCAUGAUUCAGACAUCUUUGCUCUAUUUUUUAGAGAGAGAUUCCGUCUAGGCAAGUGUUUUCUGGUCGAAUCAAGCUCGACUCAUGUCUGGAAAUCAUUGCCCAGAAACAAGUUAUGAACAGAUG